Electrophorus electricus (electric eel) is the source of this 4099-nucleotide messenger RNA. RefSeq names its product pleckstrin homology domain containing A4 (gene plekha4). The record is from RefSeq and is a predicted model, not a curated record. NCBI's taxonomy places the organism in Eukaryota, Metazoa, Chordata, Actinopteri, Gymnotiformes, Gymnotidae.
UGCCUCCCAUUCCUCUGUUGCUCUUGGACACUCUGACCCCACCCACAUUCCCAUGACAACACACCUGUCACCUGUCACUCCAAGUUUCCAGCUCAGAAUAGAUCGUGGAGGGGGACGCCAGAUAGAGGGGUUAUUUGGACCAUGUCAACUCGCCCCACUCGCCCUCUCUCUCUUGGGAGAAGAAACGAUGGUGGAAUCAGGGAUGAACAGAAAGACUGUGGUUGGCUGCAGUGCUGUUAAACGCACUAAGCGUUCUCACAGAAACGCGUAAACGUGAGGAGCCUCGCUCAUCAGGAUGGAAGAUCAGGACAGGGUGAGUCAGGCUUCCAGUAUUGCCACAAUAUCCUCACUUACAACCAGGAAUAGGGAUAAUGAAAAGGUGCAGACAUUUGGGAAAAGAUGUCAGGCUGUGAAAAGGGACCCCAACUGCCCAGUGGUGAUACGAGGUUGGCUGUACAAAAGAGACAGUACAGGCUUGAAGUUGUGGAAGAGGAGAUGGUUUGUCCUCUCUGACUACUGUCUCUUCUACUAUAAAGAUAGCAGAGAGGAGAGUGUGUUGGGGAGUAUUCCUCUGCCCAGCUAUAAGAUUCUCUUCUGUUCCCCCAGAGAGUGCAAGAACCGGAAAUAUGCUUUUAAGGUGGUUCAUCAGGGAAUGCGAUCAUAUCUGCUGAGUGCUGAUACCCAAGAAGACAUGUUGGGCUGGGUCAGAGCUCUAAGCCAAUCGGCAUGCAUGGAGACUGAUUGCAUCAUCAACAGACGAUGUGCCAGUUAUCAGGAUUUCACUCAGAUAGAGGGAAGCACCGAGUCAGUGGACCUCCCUCUUCGAGGUGGUAUGACCCUAAGUUCCUCCCAGAUCUACAGUGCACAGAAGGCACCACCUCACCUAACGGGCGGGGGUGUGGACGUGUUGGAGCAGAGGGGGAGACACAGGCAGAGAGUUCCUGACACUCGAGCACGUUCUCUGAGCUUGGACCAUACAGUUGAUGAGCCUUGCAUAUCUCCUCACCUGACCCAGGGGUCAUGCCCUACGACCCCAAGAGGUCAGUAUGGGUCACGACCCCAUACCCCAGUGGGUAGGGUGGACAUGCGGCCACAUGAAAGCCAGUUGGUUCCCCCAGGACCUAGCAACACCAUGCCCAACUCCAGAAGAUGGCACACAAAGUCUUCUCCAGUAUGUUACUCAACAUUUCGCAGAUCUGCAGGCAAGGGACGUUACUCUGACCAGCUGCCCCCCUUACCUCCUUCCCGGGUUACCCACAAUUCCCCAUGUCCAGCACCCUCACUACUCCCCCACAGCCGUGGGCCCGUGUAUGUGGACCUACCCCCUAUGCAUGUGCAGUGUGAGAGAGAGACACAGGCGCUCACCGCGUUACAGGCAGACACAGACAUGGUCCUCACUCGUUUGUGUGGAUGUGAUAAAUUACUGCAGACACUCUCAGUAGAAAUGUCUCACCUACAAGCUGAUAAGGAGCGUGCUCAAUUUGCCUUGGAGAUGACUCAUCUUCAGCUGGAUGAUUGGCAGCUGGAAGAACAGGAAGUUUCCCAGAAAGCUUUGCUACAGGAUGAGUUGAUCACCAUCAGGGCCAGAAUGUGUGAUGUUUCACUGGAGAUGGAGCGAGUUUGGGUGGACUAUGAGAGGAUGGAGAGCGAGCUGUGUGUGUUCCAUUCUCAUCUCCAGCACAUUUGCCAUUUUGGACUUUCACAGGAACGUUCCCAAGCACAGCGACAGCUCUGGAUGAUGGAGGAUAUUCUCUGUGGACUGAAGGCCAAUAGAAGUCAUUUCAGGGCCAUGCUGGUUCUCUCCCCUCCUCUCCAGAACUCUCCAGUCCAUCCUAUGGAGAACAUCCAGUACUCAGGAGAGGAGUCAGAACCACCUUCCCGCCCACCUUUACCUUAUGAGCUGCAGAGCGCCAAUCACAGUACAGAUCAGAGACCUGACUGGGUAAAGCCUUGUCACAAGAUUGCAUUUGGCACCAAUCCAUUGAACACACUGAACCACAGUUCCAGACAACCUUCUUUUCACAGAGAAACAAACCCAUCAGAAUCUCAGUCAGUCUAUGGGUGGAUGGAGUCUGACCUUUCUAUAAAGAAGGGGAUGACAAUUGAAGCAGAGAAAAGCGAAAGGAAGCUGAAUCAUGACCAGGCGAAGCUAACCAAUAAAAGGAAACAUAAGGAGAAUCUGGCCAAUCAGACGAGUACAAGCUCACACCUGAAAGAGCAGUCAUGUCCUGCAGAUAGCCAGCCCUCCCCACUGCGUGUGAUGCGUGUGGUCACAGCAGUGCUUCCAUCAUCUCUUGUUGCUCGUCGGGUAUCUGUGGAGGACCCCCCUCCUGAGCUGACCACUCUGCUGCCUGAGAAAAUCUCACAGCUGUCAAGGUCUGACAGCAGCAGAAGGACCCCAACCAAACCACGCAGGCUGUUAUUUGAAAGCCCCAAUCAGGAUAAGAACAGCAGACGAGGAGAGGCAUCUGAGGAGAUGCCUGCACAGAAACCUGAGGAAAGAAGAAAUAAAGCAACAAGCAAAGAUUCUGCUGGAGUCCCUACUAAAGGGGAACUAAAUGCUCUGUGUGGUGUAAACCAGGAGUGUGAUCCAACAAUCAAAGAUGAUCAAAGAGGCGCAAAACUCAGACGAGUAGAACGCAUCAGAGAGAGGGUGCUCAGGAGUGCAGUCAGAGGGACUGGUUUGGAGGCAGUUCAUCCUCUGAAACUCAUUCGGGCCAGUGAGAUGGUGGAUAGUAGCAGAGACGACUCAGAUCCUGUAAAUCAGUACACUGACACAGUCUGUAUCCAGGAUUGCCAAGGUGCUUUCCAAGACAGCACGAGUGUAAAACUCCACCCAACAGGGGAGGUGUGUCAGACAGAUCCAGGUGAAACAACACAGAUCAGUAAUGCUGUACAUCCGAAGGCAUUGUCCACCAAUCACAUUUCUACACUCACUGUAAUCAGUGAAAAAGAGCCUCAAGAAACCAAUAAUAUGCAGACAUUUCAAAAGCAGAAUUUAGGAAAACACAGUUUAAACUGUUCUGCCUCUACCAGUCAGAGAGCAGAGUGGUUCCUCUCCACAAGCCAAUGGCAAGAGUUCAUUCCUCUCAACAUUAAGGAUGACGAGCUGUCACUCUUUCCUACAGACGACCAGCACUUAGACCAGUCCACCAGCCAGGCUGGCUACAGUAAAAAGCAGAAUGUCUCAAACAGUGUGUCUGGAGAUCAGAUGCUUGGCCAUAGCCCAGAGGUUUUAGUUGCUUUAGAAAUGCUCAAUCAGACAACAGCACAAAGUACAGAGGAUUUCAGAAACAUUGUAGCCAAUCAGCAGUCAGACGAAGUAUCCAUUCAGCCUAUAGCAAAUUCAUCUGACAAUCAUAUGACAUGUCCUUCACACCACUCAGGAAUGGAUUUGUGUAUCUAUGAAGAAAUUCAGUAUAAGGAUAGUGUUUUAAAAUCAACCAGGGAGACCCACGGGACUACUCCGUCCAACCCGACACAUCAGACUGCUGAACCUCUUUCACCCAGUCCUGACACCACAUUAGACACUGGAGGCAAGAAGAAUGGAACUACACAAGACAAAAAAGAAUCAGCAAGAGAGACGGGAAGUGAUAUCAUUGUCAGCUCAAAAGCAGGGCAGCCUGUGUACAGCUGUGUCCUAAAGAACUCAGUAACUAAUCAUAAUGCCACUUUUGUCAAACCACGAGUUAUUGCAAUGAGAACCAGCCUUUAGAGGGAUCAAAGUGUAACACACUACUACUACUGCUAUUACCACCACUAUGACUACUACUACCACUAAUAAUAAUAAUAAUAAUAAUAAUAAUAAUAAUAAUAUGAAGAAGAAGAAGAAGAAGAAGAACCAACCUUUAGAGGGAUCAAAGAGUAACACACUACUACUACUACUACUACUACUACUACUAAUAAUAAUAAUAAUGGGGAAUUAUUGUAAUUUAGAGGGUGAAACUACUUUUAAAGCUCAUAUAGAGUUGUUAUAUUGUCUAUAAGUGCACAAUCAUAGCCAAAAACACAUCCAUGCUAAUAUGCAUGCAUGUAUAUUUUCAUUUAUUUUCUGGAGAAUUAUUUUAGAAUGCAAUGUAAAAAAAAAUUCUUGUUUUAA